CCCUUAAAAUCUUAACUCACUCUCGACUCUCUUCGGACGUUCCCGCCGCCAAACAAACCUCUCCCCCUCCUCCUCCGGUCCCUGACCCAAUUCUCUUCUUGCCUUCAAGUUUUCGACAGAUUAGGAGAUUAAAUAAGUACUUUUAGGGAUUUUGGGCAGCACAACACAAACUUGGUGCUGUGCUGCCUGUGCUGGGAAGCAACCGUUCUGUUGGAGAAGCCUAUCUUAGUUCCUCGACAAUGAACAAGCAGCUGCAACAAAUCAUCCAUAUUCCACCCAACCCACCUGUUUCCCCCACCAGCCAACCGACCAAAAAAGUUUAUGCUUCCUUAAUUGAACCUAAACAUGCCAAUACUGUUAUAAGGCGACUUAAUCAGAUUGCACCGCUUCAAAAUCUCCAGCAUUUGAAGAGGAUUCACAAAAAGCAAAUCCAAGGGGGAAAACCAGAGUUGUUUGUCAUAUUAUGUUUGGCUUCUGAAAAUGAAACACAAUCCAAUCCUAUGCCAUCGGAUGUGGAAGAUGUUGUCAAUUCCUACAACUUGACUCCUUUUAUUACCGAAGUUUGCAAACAUGUUGCAUUAUCAAAGAAGGAGUGGGAAGAACAGUGCAAAUUAUGGCCAACGUCAUAUCAUCCACCAACCUACAAUAUUCAUGGCAUUACAGGGUUUAAUGAAGAGGAUUCUAAAUCAGUUUUCAGUUUUAUGAAGUCCACGAUAGAGUUGGCGAAAUCUGGUGAUCAUUUGAGUUUCAGUGCUGCUUUGAUAGUGGAUCCAUUAGCUGGGCAGAUAAUUGCAAGUGCAUGUGAUGAUGUCUGCUCUUGGCAUAUGGGAACAAACGAAGCAAAGACAAAAACCUGCCACUUCAAACAGUCAGAAGGAUUCACUUCUGGUGCUGAUGCUAACAGGAUAGCAAGAGAUACAACUUUGCUUUCAAAUGGCUUAUCUGACAAUCUCCAAAAAUGUGACACCACAGUUUCUUGUUUAAACCCUUGGCAGUUUUCACAACAAUCAUUGGAUACAAGUCCUUGUUAUUGUCACCCAUUACGACAUGCUGCCAUUGUUGCUAUUGAAGCUUCUGCUGCCAGGGACCGACAUCUGUUCCCUUGUUCUGGGCACAGUGAAAAGUUGUAUGAAGUUGAUUCUACUCAUUCUUCUCCCUCAGGUUCUCCAGAAAAGAGACAAAGGGUGACCCUUGAAAAUGUAAAAAAUGGUGGGGAGCAGGAUGCGAAUACCAAAAGUUCAGACUCCUUAGCCAGGCCUUAUCUGUGUACCGGCUAUGACAUCUAUCUUGUCUGGGAGCCUUGCACAAUGUGUGCUAUGGCUCUUGUUCAUCAGAGAAUUAGGCGCUUAUUUUAUGUGUUACCGAAUCCUGAAGCUGGGGCAUUGGGAAGCGUUCAUAGGCUACAGGGUGAGAAAAGCUUAAACCAUCACUAUGCAGUUUUCAGGGUUGUCUUGCCUGAACUUGAAUUUCCAGCAGAAAGAUAGCUCUUUUGAUAUUUCCUACUCGUGUGUUGGAUACCUUUUUCAUUUUCCA
Molecule: messenger RNA, 1533 nt
Organism: Hibiscus syriacus
Lineage: Eukaryota; Viridiplantae; Streptophyta; Magnoliopsida; Malvales; Malvaceae
Product: tRNA-specific adenosine deaminase TAD3-like
Exons: 13
Coding region: 240-1484 (414 amino acids)
Biological process (GO): tRNA wobble adenosine to inosine editing
Cellular component (GO): nucleus; cytoplasm
Molecular function (GO): tRNA-specific adenosine-34 deaminase activity
Source: RefSeq, a predicted model, not a curated record